Molecule: messenger RNA, 477 nt
Organism: Microthlaspi erraticum
Lineage: Eukaryota; Viridiplantae; Streptophyta; Magnoliopsida; Brassicales; Brassicaceae
Source: the annotation of a GenBank genome assembly
AUGGUUGAGGGUGAAUCAAGCAAUGCAAGGGAAAGAAGGCUUAAGAUGCAAGCCGAUUUGGAGAGGAUGACUCAAAGAAUGGAAGAGUCUGAUGCAGAGGAUAUGUGUACUCUGAGGAAGAAGUCUGAGAGUGAGAGAUUGAGGGAGGAAAGGAGGACCAAGAAGAGGAAUGACCCCAUUAGUAGUGAGAGUGAGCAAGGGGAGUUUGAGAUUGGAGUGAACCUUGUUCAAGAGGAGGGAAAUGGCUCUCCAAGUGAAGAAGGAAGUGAUGAGACUGAGAGUGAAGAGGAAGGAGAAGAGGUGAAUCAGUUGGUUGAAGAAGUGAGCAAGAGUAACCAAGAUGAACCUAUGGAGGAGUUGAGCCACAAGAGCAGCCGCAAGAGGAGGAGGAAGAACUCCCUAUGUACCAAGAGCAUUACAAUGCCCUCUUCUCCAUGGACUUCAUGGACACCAAGUACCCACAUGUUGACACAAUGA